AUGUGCGUUACUCCAUUCGAUAGAUUAUACGGAUGGGGACCCAUAAUCACUCUCUUAAUUAUAAAAAUAGUGUCGUUGACAACAGUUUAUUGUAAUGCACAGUGGUGGCCCCCACAACAUUCAAUAGGUGGACUUUUAAAUGCGACAACAUUUCUUUUUUUAUGCGUGUUAGUUAUAUCAAAUUUUUUAUCAACAGUUUUUAACGGACCUGGUUUUCUACCUAAAGAAUGGAAACCUGGUAACAGUGAUACUAAAUAUUUACAAUUUUGUAAUGUUUGCCUCGGUUACAAGGCACCCAGAUCUCAUCAUUGUAAAAAAUGUCAGAGAUGCGUUUUAAAAAUGGAUCAUCAUUGUCCAUGGAUAAACACUUGUGUUGGUUUUAAAAAUCAAGCUCAGUUUAUAUUAUUUCUUUUAUUCGCUUUUUGUGCCUGCAUUCAAAGUACUGUAAUAUUAUCAUGUUCCCUUUACAGAGCACUCAAUCGAACGUGGAAAUUUAAGGGAUGGUAUUUACAUUUUGGAAGGGGUACAGAUCCUCUUGUGACACUCAGUGGAAUCGGAACAGUUUCAUGUGUUUUUUCAUUAGGUUUAUCAAUUGGUGUUGUUUUAGGAGUUGGCAUAUUACUUUUCUUUCAAGUGAGAAGCGUUAUGAGAAAUCAAACAGGAAUUGAAGAUUGGAUAGUUGAUAAGGCCGUUCAUAGAAGGUUGGUGGCACAUGCAAAGGGUGAACCCAUUGAACCUUUUGUUUUUCCAUAUAAUUUGGGACUCGUUCAAAACGUACUUCAGGUUUUCAAUCGGGAUUUGACACCGAUCGGUGAUGGAAUUUAUUGGUCGAUCGCAUCGAAUUUAAAUUGCGAUCAAUACACUCUCACGAGAGAACAAAUCGAACAAAAAAGUGAGAAGAAAUCAAGAGCGAAACCUUAUGCCGUUGUGAAAAAAUAUUCCGGACGUUGGUUUCCGGUUGUUUUUGGAUUCAAAGUUUUAUUUUCGAUUCCGUGCACGGAUGAAAAUAGAUUACGAUUAAACGUCGGUGAUAACGUUUUGGUUACCAGAUGGAGAAAGAAUUGGUUGUUUGGCGAAAUGAUAAACAAAGAGGGUGGAGAUCAAAUUGAACAAAAGGGUUGGUUUCCUCGUUGUUGCGUCAUUGAAAUCAACGGUAACAAAUUAUCUAAAUCUGUGACUGACGACGAUAAAAAAACGCGAUGA
Pediculus humanus corporis (human body louse) is the source of this 1203-nucleotide messenger RNA. RefSeq names its product zinc finger protein DHHC domain containing protein, putative. The record is from RefSeq and is a predicted model, not a curated record. The transcript is spliced from 7 exons. Gene Ontology annotation, biological process: protein palmitoylation. NCBI's taxonomy places the organism in Eukaryota, Metazoa, Arthropoda, Insecta, Psocodea, Pediculidae. Gene Ontology annotation, cellular component: Golgi apparatus. The coding region runs from base 1 to 1203 and encodes 400 amino acids. Gene Ontology annotation, molecular function: protein binding; palmitoyltransferase activity.